GCAGCAUCAUCAAAGCGACAUGUACGCAUACGUGCGAUACAUAGAGGACGAGGUGAAGGCAAUUUUGCCCGUGUCUCUCAUCAGGAGUUUUAACCCCAAAAGUUGUGAAGAUUAUGACAGAUCAACCGUCAGAAAGGCGUUCUGGCGAUCGAAGAACGGCGACGUCAUGAACUAUUACGAUGCCAAGGUUCUACUGCUUGGAAUUGGCCUCGUUCCCAGGUUAACGGACGGCAAAGCCGCAAGGCGUGCCAAGGUCAAUAGUCGCACCCCGCGACCAUUUUUGGGGCGGUCCUGUGCCAAGAGUACCCCAACUCGGCCAAACUUAGAUAUUGCUGGCAGUGAGGUGACUCUCGAGGAUGGCAUCACCAUUAGAACAGAAAAGCUGGAGUGGGUUCUUGGUGCGACAAAGGAUUCUCUCUUUUGCCGUGAUAUGGCGAGGACAUUGUGGAGCACAGAAGAACUAUCAGAGCGGAGCGUGACCGGCGAGGCUUGCAGGCGCUUGGCGAAGGACGGAGUACAGGGGAAGAAGCGCCUGACACCAAAGAAGGUAGAUGCUCUGGGAAAUGCCUACUGGGAAUACUUGAAAAGAAAUCGGGACACUGAUCAGUCAGGUGAAGAACGCUUCGGCACAAUGACAACGCAUCUGCGUAACCUCCUCUCUGACAUCAACAGGAAAAAAUAA
Ornithodoros turicata is the source of this 682-nucleotide messenger RNA. RefSeq lists its product as uncharacterized. NCBI's taxonomy places the organism in Eukaryota, Metazoa, Arthropoda, Arachnida, Ixodida, Argasidae. Gene Ontology annotation, biological process: negative regulation of DNA-templated transcription. Gene Ontology annotation, molecular function: DNA binding. The record is from RefSeq and is a predicted model, not a curated record. The coding region runs from base 20 to 682 and encodes 220 amino acids. The transcript has 5 exons.